UGAAUCACCCUGUUGUCGCCAACAGUAAUAUUGUGCUAUUGAUAUUUUAUCAUCACUAGCCGGUCGUAAUUUACUCGUCGGUUUUGUUUGUUCAAUUUGCUCACGGUGAUCAUCGACGUCAGAACCCGCAAAAAAUGGCAACAGAGGGACAAGUUAUUAAAUGUAAAGCUGCCGUAGCUUGGGAAGCCAAAAAACCUUUGGUUAUUGAAGAGAUCGAAGUGGCUCCACCCAAAGCCCAUGAAGUACGCAUUAAAAUAACUGCCACCGGUGUGUGCCAUACGGAUGCCUACACAUUGGGUGGUUUUGAUCCUGAAGGUAUUUUCCCCGUCGUUUUGGGUCACGAAGGUGCCGGCAUUGUUGAGAGUGUCGGUGAGGGAGUUACCAAGUUCAAACCCGGCGAUCAUGUUAUCCCCACAUACAUUCCGCAAUGUGACGAGUGCAAAUUCUGCAAGAGUACCAAAACUAAUCUGUGCCAGAAGAUUCGUGUUACUCAGGGUCAAGGUGUAAUGCCUGAUGGUACAUCACGUUUUACUUGCAAGGGUAAAACUGUUUAUCAUUUUAUGGGUACUUCGACUUUUUCGGAAUACACCGUCGUUGCUGAUAUCUCGUUGGCUAAGGUUGAUGAAAAAGCUCCUCUGGACAAGGUUUGCUUGCUAGGCUGUGGCAUUCCUACUGGUUAUGGUGCCGCUCUCAAUACCGCCAAGGUUGAACCCGGUAGUACUUGUGCCAUUUGGGGUCUAGGCGCUGUAGGUUUGGCCGUUGCCUUGGGCUGUAAAAAGGCUGGCGCCUCGAAAAUCUAUGGCAUUGACAUUAAUCCCAGUAAAUUUGAAGUUGCCAAGAAAUUCGGUGUUACCGAUUUCAUUAAUCCCAAGGAUGUUGAAGACAAGGGACCCAUACAAAACUAUUUGAUUGAUUUAAUGGAUGGUGGUUUCGACUACACUUUCGAAUGUAUUGGCAAUGUGAAUACCAUGCGCGCCGCCUUGGAGGCCACUCACAAAGGCUGGGGAACAUCGGUUAUUAUUGGUGUUGCCGCCUCGGGACAAGAAAUCUCAACACGUCCCUUCCAAUUGGUUGUUGGACGCACAUGGAAGGGUUCAGCUUUUGGUGGCUGGAAGAGUAGCCGUGAUGUGCCCAAAUUGGUUGAAGACUAUAUGAAGAAGGAUUUACUGGUCGAUGAAUUCAUUACUCACACCAUGCAAUUGGAUAAGAUCAAUGAAGCCUUCGAUUUAAUGCAUGAGGGUAAAAGUCUACGUAGUGUGGUAUAUUUCCAUUAAGAAUUGGGAAUAUAAAAUCGCCAACUAACUACAAGCAUUUUGAUAUAGAAUAAGCUUUUCAUAGAAAACAGCCAAAAUAAAAGUGAUUAAACGUUUUGGUGUUUAACACUAGAACCAUAAAAAA
Musca domestica (house fly) is the source of this 1398-nucleotide messenger RNA. It is a transcript of the gene Fdh, whose product is annotated as alcohol dehydrogenase class-3. The transcript has 4 exons. Gene Ontology annotation, molecular function: zinc ion binding; S-(hydroxymethyl)glutathione dehydrogenase [NAD(P)+] activity. The record is from RefSeq and is a predicted model, not a curated record. Gene Ontology annotation, biological process: formaldehyde catabolic process. Gene Ontology annotation, cellular component: cytosol. NCBI's taxonomy places the organism in Eukaryota, Metazoa, Arthropoda, Insecta, Diptera, Muscidae. Bases 135 to 1274 code for a protein of 379 amino acids.